CAGAAGUCAGAUGAUGUAAACAAGUAAAUAUUUUUGUGAUUUCAAUAAGAAAGUGAAUUUUAGUUUAGUUGUCAACAAUUAUUCGAUUGGAUAUUCGACAAAUCUUAAUGUUAAGAUUGUGAUAAAUACGAGAACAAUGUUUUUAAACGGUCUCUGGAUUGCUUUUACAAUAACAGCAAGUGCUGUAACAACACAUGCCUUGAAACCAGCUCUGUUUUUGACUCCAUUUAUAAAGCAGAACAAAACAGAAGAAGCAAGACUUUUAUCCCGAGUUGAUCCAGAAAACUUUCUCAAUGUGACCAGUUAUUCUGGCUUUCUUACUGUUGAUGAGACACAUAAUUCGAAUUUAUUCUUUUGGUACUUUCCUGCAUCUAAUAAGAAAGGAUCAAACACAGAAUGGAUCAUUUGGCUGCAAGGGGGGCCGGGUGCCACCAGCCUUGUGGGGCUUUUUUCUGAAAUGGGACCUUUUGAAUAUAUCGAUGACCAAUUGAAAUUGAGAGAAACUUCAUGGUGUAAAGACUUCUCCAUGGUGUUCAUAGACAACCCUGUUGGUACUGGUUUCAGCUUCACAGACACUCCAGAUGGUUAUUCUACAAAUAUGGAUAUGUAUUCGGAGAACUUGUAUCGCGCGGUGAAGCAGCUCGUGGUAGUGUAUCCCGAGCUGGGCCCGUCACCGCUGUUCGUGGCGGGCGAGUCGUACGCCGGCCGGUACGUGCCCGGUCUCGCCGAUAAGAUAUUGGAAGGUACGAAGACUUCUGAUAACAGCAUCAAUUUAAAGGGUAUAAUAAUGGGUAACCCUGUUAUAGACCGCCAAAGUGUAGUUGACUUUACCCGAGUGUUCUAUAACUGGGGCCUGGUUGACUCUCAGGGAGCGUUAGCGGCGAAAUCUCUCCAGGAACAAUUUAACAAAGCCGUUCAGAACGAAGACUCUGUCGCUGCGUCCGAACUACGCGACCGAGUUUUGGACAAAUUACAAGAUAUAGCUUUCAAAGGCGAAACUUACAAUUUGCUCAAGGAACAUGCCAUCGCGCAUGUUAAAGACUUCGUCCCUUAUAUAACUCAAGACAGCAUUAGAGACAAAAUCCACGUCGGUGACAAAAAGUUCAACUUUCACAACUAUGAUGUGCAGAAAUAUCUUAAAACGGAUUUCUUGGCAUCCGUGUCUCCGAAAGUUGAAAAACUGCUGGAACACUGCAGAGUCUUAAUAUAUUGUGGGCAGCUGGACCUGACAACGCCAUGCGUGCUGAGCGCGGAGGCGCGGCGCGGGCGCUGGCGCUGGGGCCGCCGCGGGGACUUCCUGGCCGCGCCGCGGACGCCGUGGUGGCUCAACGAGACUGUCGCUGGAUAUGUAAAGUCGGGAGGUGGCUUCACCGAAGUACAAGUCAAUGGUGCGGGUCACUUAGUUCCAAUGGACAAGCCGGUUCAAGCAAAGUCACUCGUUACUAACUUCAUUCUGAACCGAAACUUUACCAUGCCGCCAACCUACAAAAUAAAUUAUGAAGAUAUCCCGAAUUACGAAGAAUAUACAGACCUCAGUCAUUAUGAAAACUCGGAAUUUAAAUAUGGUUUAAUCGCAAGCGUGAUCGUUAACGUACUUUUGGUGAUAGGUGCAGCUGCGGGGCUAGUGAUGUUCAUCAGGUGGAAGAGACAGAACGAAUUCUUUUACUCGCCUUUGAAUGAAGGUAUACUGACAAUGACGUGAUGACGCAGCGAUACUGACAAACGAUACGUACAGCCCGUACGACUUAACUUAUAGGCAACUCCAAUUGGAGAAGGACAUAUACUCUAUUCCAUCCAUAACAGGAAAAAAGCCAAAUAAACAACAUUUGACAACAAAUGGACGUGAUAUCAUU
Vanessa atalanta (red admiral) is the source of this 1853-nucleotide messenger RNA. RefSeq names its product venom serine carboxypeptidase-like. The transcript is spliced from 8 exons. Gene Ontology annotation, molecular function: serine-type carboxypeptidase activity. Gene Ontology annotation, biological process: proteolysis. The record is from RefSeq and is a predicted model, not a curated record. The coding region runs from base 137 to 1702 and encodes 521 amino acids. Lineage: Eukaryota; Metazoa; Arthropoda; Insecta; Lepidoptera; Nymphalidae.